AUGGGAUCAGAAGAACACGAAGGACAUGUGUUUGUAAAAGUUUCAGAAACAAAGAAAGAAAUGAUUAAGAAGGAUACAAACGAGUUAGAAUGUAUAAUUUUUCCUAAAUAUGAAGAUAUUGCACUCGACUUGGAAAAUCAGCUUGCCAACCUGGAUGGGGGAUAUAUAUGGGAAACUUACAACAGAAAUUACCAGACAGGGAAAGGAAUGGAAAAAACAGAUCGACAUCGUUAUCAACAAAAUGAGAACAGAAAUCGACGAUAUAAAAUUGAAACUGAAGUAUCUCCUAUCAUUGAAUACAGCUCUAAGAUCAGAGAUUUUAGCAAGCUUCCACCCAAGAUUCAAGUAUCAUUGCCAACAUUCAUACCAAAACCAAUAGACCAUGAGAAGCUGUAUAAUUUGUUUGGACAGAUCACUCAAUUAUCUACUGCUACAGAAGAAAAUAUAUUGUUACUGAACCAACCCAACACUUCAGUUAGAAAACUACUGGAUGAACCGGAGCUUGUUGUCACAAUACAGACUGAGGACAAUGUAAUACGGAGUGUUACAUGUCUCAAUAAUAGAGAAAUAUGGACAAGUGGCGAGACUAGGGAUAUCAAAUGCUUCAGCAUUGCAGGCUCCCUUCUCCAGACGAUCGAGACAAAAUCGGGUAAAUGGCCUAGUGAUAUAGCUGUAGACAGAAAUGGAGAUCUACUGUACUCCGACAGGACAACAAAGACUGUGAAUAAAGUAAAGAAUGGACAGAUGGAAGAGUUAAUCACAUUACAGGGAUGGACGCCUGAUAAUCUCUCCGUUACCUCUAUUGGUGAUCUCCUGGUUACCAUGUACAGUGAUGGUUACACUCAAUCCAAACUUGUCCGUUACUCGGGAUCUACGGAAAAACAAACCAUUCAAUUUGACCAUGAAGGUAAACCUCUGUACUCAAGGAAUAACAAUUCUAAAUACAUCACAGAGAACCGAAACCAUGACAUUUGUGUUGCUGACAUGAAUGCUGGUGCAGUAGUGGUGGCUAAUCAGGACGGGGAAUUCAGAUGGAGAUACACCGGUUAUCACUCGGUUACCAAGAGCAAACCAUUAAAACCCCAUGGCAUCACAUCGGAUAGCCAGAGUCGUAUCCUGACAGCAGACGGUAACAACCGUUGUAUCCACAUUCUGGAUCAGGAUGGACAGUUUCUCCGUUACAUUGAUAACUGUGAUCUGAAGAAAGCGUUUGGUUUAUGUGUGGACGGUGAUAACAAUCUGUUUGUGUGCGAAUAUCACCACGGUAUUGUAAAGAAAAUCAAAUACUGA
Magallana angulata is the source of this 1290-nucleotide messenger RNA. RefSeq lists its product as uncharacterized. Gene Ontology annotation, molecular function: protein binding; ubiquitin protein ligase activity; translation repressor activity. NCBI's taxonomy places the organism in Eukaryota, Metazoa, Mollusca, Bivalvia, Ostreida, Ostreidae. The coding region runs from base 1 to 1290 and encodes 429 amino acids. The record is from RefSeq and is a predicted model, not a curated record. Gene Ontology annotation, biological process: protein polyubiquitination; proteasome-mediated ubiquitin-dependent protein catabolic process; negative regulation of translation. The transcript has a single exon.